This is a messenger RNA of Blastomyces dermatitidis ER-3, 273 nucleotides long. RefSeq lists its product as uncharacterized. The record is from RefSeq and is a predicted model, not a curated record. NCBI's taxonomy places the organism in Eukaryota, Fungi, Ascomycota, Eurotiomycetes, Onygenales, Ajellomycetaceae. The transcript has a single exon. Bases 1 to 273 code for a protein of 90 amino acids.
AUGGGGUCAUAUGUCACUGUAUUGACUGGGAGGGGGGGCAGCGUUGCAACAGCGGUGAGAGAAGUGAGAGACAGACUGAACACAGAUGAACUGACUAGCAGAAGAGACAACACCUCACUGCAAGGCACAGUGACUACUGCCACAGCUGCAAAAGAAGUAGAAGAAGAAGAAGAUGUGAUAAUGAGAGCAGUGCUCUCACAGCUCAUUGACACUGCUGUCUUCACCUUUAAUCUGACUUUCUUGACAGUCACAGAGGCCACUGCUGCAUCAUGA